Penicillium cinerascens is the source of this 270-nucleotide messenger RNA. RefSeq lists its product as uncharacterized. Lineage: Eukaryota; Fungi; Ascomycota; Eurotiomycetes; Eurotiales; Aspergillaceae. The transcript has a single exon. The record is from RefSeq and is a predicted model, not a curated record. Bases 1 to 270 code for a protein of 89 amino acids.
AUGCUGAUCUUCUACUUUGGGGCAGUUGUCCCUACAUAUGCUAUUUUCAUUCGAGUUGCUGCGUCUGCACAAGGGAAUGGGUCUAUGAACAUCAAGAGUGCCUGGAAAGGCUUUCCGUGGUCAGCUCGGGUGCAUUUCUUCAAGUUACUUGCAGAAGUCCUUGUCAUGGAGACAGUUGUCUCUACAAUCCUCUUUGUGCUUGUGCUCGGGCACUUCCAUCUUGAGCUGCAUGAUGAUGUUUUGAAGUUCUUUGUCAAAUAUUUCGGAUAG